AUGUGUGGAACUGAAGCAUUGGACUAUCAGUAUCGUAGUCUACAAAUCAAUAAAAUGGAACAAAUUAUUGGUCGAAUGAAUUCUAAAAAAUCUGGAAUAAUUUAUGAAUUUCAACCUGAUCCAUUUCUGAAUUUAGCUUUCAAAGGUGAAGCCUUUGUUAACUGGCUUCAAGAGAAUAUACCAACCUCUGAUGAACAUGAAGCAAUGCAUUUGGCUAACUUGUUUCUAUUCUAUGGAUAUAUAUUUCGUCUUACGGAAUCGCAACAUCCUUGCUUUCAACUUAAGAAUAACCAUUGGUAUCGAUUUCAAGCCCCAUUUUACUGGAUAUCUAAUAUAUUAAAACCAAAUGAUUUAGACUAUGCGGUAUAUCUGAUGAAAAGAAAUUUUAAAAAGGGUGGUUUCGAUAAAGAUGACCCUGAAGAUGAUAUAUUUCAACAAUUAUCCAAGUCAUUAGCUGAUAAAUGGAAAAUUAUUGAACUACAAGCAGUUGAACAAAUACGCUUAGAACGUAAACGUGAUGAAACCGACAGAAAUAUAUUGAACCUACAGGAAAAGGCAUUUUGGCGAAUACAUCGUCCACCGAAGCAUGAAAAAUAUAGGCUAACUGAUCCCCCAUCAAGACAUUUUACGCAUAAACAAAUGCAAAUUCGACAAGAACAAUUAAGACGUAAAACGAUGCAAAAAGAAAAAUUUUUAAAAGACAUAAUGAAUCAAAAUUCAGAACAAGAUGUUAAUUCAGCAUUAGCUCAAUUACAAUUGGAUAGAAUUACUUUACCAAAUCCACAAAGAAGUGAUAAGAAGUCUUUAGACUCCCUUAUACUUUAUACUACAAAUCAUUUAAUCUAUGAUAAUCUAUUAAAUGGAGAUUCAAUGGACAACUGUUGGUUUGCUUCUGAGAAAGAUACAACUGCAUGGGUAGAAGAUAGUGUUGUAUGCUCACAAACAGAUACAAUUGGACCUGCACCCUAUCCAACACUGAAACGAGCACGUAUGUGGGCUACAAGUAUGGAUCAUUUAUUUCGUGAUCCAAAUGGUCGGAAAUGGUUGGAGCAUUUUAUGGAAAAAGAGUAUAGUUGUGAAAAUAUGCGUUUUUUACAAGAAGUUCACAAGUACAAAUUUGGACCAAUAACCAAUAUUAACAAAGAAUCAAAACGUAUCUAUACUGAGUAUUUAGCUAAAACUGGUGUUAGUGAAAUUAAUAUUGAUAAUUAUACAUUAACAGCAACUGAAGAAUUAUUGAAGAAUCCUGAUCUAUUUUGUUUCGACUUUGCACAAGAACAUAUCUACAAUUUAGUGAAAAAUGAUUCAUAUACACGUUUUCUACGAUCAAAUGAUUACGCAAAGAUAUUGAAUCAUGCAUUGAAAUCAUCAUCACAAACAAUUAGAACAGAACAACAAAAAUAG
Molecule: messenger RNA, 1404 nt
Organism: Heterobilharzia americana
Lineage: Eukaryota; Metazoa; Platyhelminthes; Trematoda; Strigeidida; Schistosomatidae
Source: the annotation of a GenBank genome assembly